AUGGCCGCCUCCAAGAACGAGACUCCCCGCAGCGGGCUGGCUACCGGUCUCAACAAGGGCCACAAAACCACUGCCCGUGUUAGCAAGCCGCGCGUGAGCCGCACCAAGGGCCACCUCAGCAAGCGCACCGCUUUCGUCCGCGAACUUGUCAAGGAGGUUGCCGGCCUUGCUCCCUAUGAGCGCCGCAUCAUCGAACUGCUCCGCAACAGCAAGGACAAGCGCGCGCGCAAGCUCGCCAAGAAGAAGCUGGGCACCUUUGGCCGUGCCAAGGCCAAGGUCGAGGACAUGAACCGUGUCAUCGCCGAGUCUCGCCGUGCCCACUAA
Messenger RNA from Parathielavia appendiculata, 324 nucleotides. RefSeq names its product ribosomal protein L36e. The transcript is spliced from 5 exons. The record is from RefSeq and is a predicted model, not a curated record. NCBI's taxonomy places the organism in Eukaryota, Fungi, Ascomycota, Sordariomycetes, Sordariales, Chaetomiaceae. Gene Ontology annotation, molecular function: structural constituent of ribosome. The coding region runs from base 1 to 324 and encodes 107 amino acids. Gene Ontology annotation, biological process: cytoplasmic translation. Gene Ontology annotation, cellular component: cytosolic large ribosomal subunit; ribosome.